AUGGAAUCCGAUGAAGAAGACGACACCCUGCUGGAGCAUGAGUCUAAGCAGCACAGCGAUCAAAGGCGGGUUCAAUCGUUGCCUGUUAGAGAGAGACUCAUUUGGAUGUUUUCUAUCUGCGGACUUUGUACUAUCUUUGCACUCUGGGUCACGGUCAGAAGCGAUUUUGAACUUGCCCCGAUAUUUAACGCUGAGCCGAUGCGGAAUCCAUGUGGUAACAGUCCAGAUAAAGCGAAGAAGAGGGGCUGCGAGUGGGAUGUUCUUUCCUUUUGUUGGCUGCCACAAGAGUGCCUUGACCAGGAAAUUACAGAGGAGUUUCGGAAAGCUGGCCCUUGGACGUUUUAUGGUGACGAGAAUAGAACCACAGUGGUAAGCGAAGAGGAAUUUGGAAUGGAUACCAAGAAGGUCUGGCUCACGAAUGAGCUGCAUUCGACGCACUGCGCUUUCAGUUUGUUGAAGUUUCACAAGGCUUUGUCAAGUGGAAAAAUGGUCCAUGGACAACUGCCAUUAUCACAUACGCAUCACUGUUCACAGGUCCUACAGUCGAAGGGUGACCCUCAGGCGAUUGAAGUCUAUGCAAUUAUACAAUAUCCUGGCUGUGGCUACUUCUCACAAAGUUUUCCGGGAAUUAGUUAUUCGGCCAAGCCGAGCGGCGAGCUUGGGUGA
Molecule: messenger RNA, 666 nt
Organism: Glarea lozoyensis ATCC 20868
Lineage: Eukaryota; Fungi; Ascomycota; Leotiomycetes; Helotiales; Helotiaceae
Exons: 1
Coding region: 1-666 (221 amino acids)
Source: RefSeq, a predicted model, not a curated record